AUGGGUCAUCUCAUCCCCUUCCUCGAACUCGCCAACCGUCUCGUCCUCCACCACAACCUCCAAGCCACCCUCUUCGUCGUCGGUACCGGCUCCUCCUCCGCAGAAUCCACCCUCCUCCAAAAACCCUCCCUCGUCAACAUCGUCUCUCUUCCUCACUCCUUAUCCUCCCUGGACCCAAACGCCCCCAUCUGCGACAUAAUCAUCUCCAUGAUGACCGCCUCUUUCCCCUUCCUUCGCUCCUCCAUCGCUGCCGUCAACCCUCGUCCGGCGGCCCUCAUCGUAGACCUUUUCGGAACCCCAGCUCUGUCAAUAGCCCAUGAACUCGGCAUGCUGGGCUUGGUUUUCAUGACCACUAAUGCUUGGUACCUCUCUGUCUCGUAUCUUUACCCUUCCUUUGAGAAAUCAAUGGUUGACGCCCACGUGUACAACCACGAUCCUCUCGUGAUCCCGGGUUGCACCCCCGUCCGGUUCGAAGAUACCAUCGAAGUGUUCGAAUUGAACCAGGAGGAAGUUUACGUGGGAUUCGGUCGUUACGCAAGGGAACUUGGAACGGCCGAUGGGAUCUUGUCAAACACGUGGCAGGAUCUUGAGCCCACAACUCUAAAAGCACUCUCCGAAGCUGGGACCCUCGGUUAUGGGAAAGUCAACGAAGUCCCGAUUUAUCCAAUUGGGCCGUUGACUAGGAAUGGCGAGCCCACUUUAGAGAGUGAGGUGUUGAAAUGGCUUGAUCGCCAACCGGAUGAGUCAGUGAUAUACGUGUCCUUUGGGAGUGGAGGGACAUUAUGUGAAGAACAAAUCACGGAAUUGGCGUGGGGGUUGGAGCUGAGCCAGCAGCGCUUUGUUUGGGUCAUACGCCCGCCGGAAGGGACGGAAUCCACGGGAGCGUUUUUCACGGCGGGAAGAGGAUCAUCAAGGGACUAUUGGGCGUCAAAAUACUUGCCGGAAGGGUUCAUAAAAAGAACGAAAGAGGUGGGUUUAGUGAUUCCCAUGUGGGGCCCACAGGCGGAGAUUUUGAGUCACAGAUCGGUGAGGGGAUUUGUGACACACUGCGGGUGGAACUCGUCAUUAGAGAGCAUAGUGAACGGAGUGGCGAUGGUGACGUGGCCGUUGUAUGCAGAGCAGAAGAUGAACGCAGCGUUGCUGACUGAGGAAAUGGGUGUGGCGGUUAGGUUGAGGGCGGAGGGUCAGGGAGUGGUGGAGAGGAAGGAGAUCGAGAAGAAGGUGAGGAUGAUAAUGGAAGGCAAAGAAGGUGAGGGAAUUAGAGAGAGGGUUAAAGAGCUUAAAAUUAGUGGGGGAAAAGCCGUCACCAAGGGUGGGUCUUCGUACAAUUCCUUGGCUCGUGUGGCUUCGGAAUGCGAUAUUUUCCGGCGCCGUAGAGACGGAGGGUAUUAG
Messenger RNA from Cucumis sativus (cucumber), 1392 nucleotides. Its product is annotated as UDP-glycosyltransferase 72E2. The coding region runs from base 1 to 1392 and encodes 463 amino acids. Gene Ontology annotation, molecular function: UDP-glycosyltransferase activity. Lineage: Eukaryota; Viridiplantae; Streptophyta; Magnoliopsida; Cucurbitales; Cucurbitaceae. The record is from RefSeq and is a predicted model, not a curated record. The transcript has a single exon.